Penicillium oxalicum is the source of this 1542-nucleotide messenger RNA. RefSeq names its product cytochrome P450. Bases 1 to 1542 code for a protein of 513 amino acids. Gene Ontology annotation, molecular function: iron ion binding; monooxygenase activity; oxidoreductase activity, acting on paired donors, with incorporation or reduction of molecular oxygen. Lineage: Eukaryota; Fungi; Ascomycota; Eurotiomycetes; Eurotiales; Aspergillaceae. The record is from RefSeq and is a predicted model, not a curated record. The transcript is spliced from 2 exons.
AUGCUCAUCACACUUGAGAAUGCGCCAAUCCUCAUUCUGAGCGUCAUAUUUGCCUAUUUUUUGGUGCCCUACUUUCAAUACUCGCGACUCCGCGACAUCCCCGGCCCAAGGCUUGCUGCCUUCACGAAUCUCUGGUUGCUACUACAGGCUCGCCAUGGGAAACGAUAUCUGUCGGUCGACCAAGCUCACAAGAAGUAUGGCAAGCUUGUGCGAAUUGCCCCUCGUCACGUCUCCGUUGCGGAUGAUGAAGCAAUCACAGCUGUGUAUGGACACGGCAAUGGGUUUUUGAAAUCUGACUUCUAUGAUGCUUUUGUUUCCAUCCGGCGUGGUCUGUUCAAUACGCGUGACCGUGCUGAACACACUCGCAAGCGUAAGACAGUCUCGCACACGUUCAGCGCCAAGUCUAUUGGUCAAUUUGAGCAAUACAUCCACGGCAACAUUGAGCUCUUUGUGAAACAAUGGCGGAAGAUGGCUGAUGUCGAAGCCAACCCAAAGACUGGGUACGCGAGCAUCGACGCGCUCCACUGGUUCAACUACCUCGCCUUUGAUAUCAUCGGCGACUUGGCAUUCGGGGCCCCCUUCGGUAUGUUGGAGAAAGGUCAGGAUAUCGCCGAGAUGCGUUUGCAUCCCGAUGACCCGCCCAAGUACGUUGCCGCGGUGGAGGUGCUUAACCGUCGGGGUGAAGUCUCAGCCACACUAGGCUGCAUGCCGUCCCUCAAACCGUUCGCCAAGUACCUUCCCGACAAGUUCUUCUCGGAGGGACUGCAGGCGGUUCAGAAUCUGGCCGGUAUUGCUAUUGCGCGGGUCGGUGAACGUCUCAAGCCCGAGGUGAUGGCCAACAACACUCGCGUUGAUCUUCUCGCUCGUCUGAUGGAGGGCAAGGAUGGGAGCGGAAACAGCCUCGGACGCGAGGAGUUGACCGCGGAGGCUCUCACUCAGCUGAUUGCCGGUUCGGACACCACCUCCAACACUGCCUGCGCGAUUCUGUACUGGUGCCAGCGUACUCCCGGUGUGAUUGAGAAACUUCACAAGGUUCUCGACGCGUCGAUUCCCAAGGAUAUUGACGUACCUACAUUCUCCAUGGUCAAAGAUAUCGACUAUCUUCAAUGGGCCAUUUGGGAAACCAUGCGUAUCCACUCCACUUCCGCCAUGGGUCUGCCGCGUGAGAUCCCUGCGGGCGCAGAUCCCAUAGUCAUCUCCGGCCACACUUUCGGUCCCGGCGACGUGCUCUCCGUGCCCAGCUACACCAUCCACCACUCCAAGGAGAUCUGGGGUCCCGACGCCGAGGAAUUUGUGCCGGAACGCUGGAAUCCCGAACGUCUCACUGCCCGUCAGAAGGCGGCUUUCAUUCCGUUCAGCCAUGGCCCUCGCGCCUGCGUGGGCCGUAACGUCGCCGAGAUGGAGUUGAUGAUCAUCGGCGCGACCAUGUUCCGUCUGUUUGACUUUCAAAUCGAACAGGAUGGUCCGAUGGAGACGCGGGAAGGAUUCUUGCGGAAACCGCUUGCUUUGCAGGUCGGUAUGCGUCGACGAUCACCCGCAUAA